CUAGUGAAAUUUUGAACCCCAGGGUACAGUACUAUCCCCAAUAUUAUACAUAAUAUAUGUAGUUGCAUUAACUAAUCUCGAUAUAAACGGUAAUCGAAUAAAAUCGAACACCUCGGCAAGUCACUGCUAUAUACGACCUACUUUUCGUUUAUUUCCGAGUCUUUUUCAAUAUGUUCCGGACCGAGAACCCCUUUUUUUUUAUCGCACCGUUGGAAAUGCACUUCUUUAGCUACUAUUGUGUGAAAUAAAAUGUCCGCGGGAUUUUCUUCUACUAUUCCUAGGCCAUCAAAGUGCUUGGCCGCUUAAUUACUAGUUCACUACUACCUUCUAUUCUCUUUUUAGCACCUUUUAGUUUACUUCACUUCGUGCGUUUGUACCUAUUUAUUUCCUGUCUAACGUCUAUAUAGGAAUGUUUACACAUUUUGGGAAUCAAUGAAUUUCCUUAUCAAAUAGUGCUAAUGGUAUCUUAAAUCUCGGUAGUAUUGAACGUACUUAUCCUCAUGAUUAAAUAGCGAAUUAUUAUUAAAAUUGUUCAUUAUAACUUUUUUACAAUUAUAGAUUUAUAGCCAUUUGGUAAAAAUAAAGAACUAUCAAUCAAUAGUAGAAAAGAGAUCGCUAAAAUCACACUAUAAAAUAUUUAUCCAGUUUGUAAUGUCAGAAUUGGGCAGAGUAAAGGUGAGUGAAUUUGAUUGUAAAAUUUUAUUGUAUAUCUACAUUUUAUUUCUAUAUAAAUAAAUAUGAUACAUCUCGUUAUUUAGAAAUAAAUAUAUUAGGUAUAUUAUAUUUUAUGGUAUUAAAUGUGUUUAUAUUUUACAAAGCAAUGGAACACUUUUGCUCGUUGUUGGCAUCUAUUUGACGCUACUUGGCAAAAUCCUUUGGAAUGUGCUCCAACAAUUGAAAAAUAUUUAAAAGGAUUCCACAAGCCGAUUUACCAUCCAUUUGGUUAGUAUCAAUAUUUGAUGUACUUAAUAUACUAUAACAUGUUUACCUAUUCCUAAACAUUGACAUUAGUAAAAUGUAUAUCAACAUUUUAAAUGUAAUUAUAAUAAACUGUUUAUAUUUUAAAUUAUGUAUGUAGGUAUGGAUUCUGAACAAUAGAAUAAUAUUUUGGAACAAAUCUAGUUUACGACCCAACCUCAUUUUUCAAUUUUUUUUUUCAAAAUAUGCGAUUUUGCCUGUUCAUAAAAAAUCUACAAAAGAAAAGUCUGACCAACUUCGUUUGGAAGUUAUAGGGGAAAACUUCAUGAAUUUCGGGUUUUCUGUUUUCGCGUAUUUCUUAGUAAGAAUUUAAUAUUUUCAAAUUUUUUUUUUUCCAAAAUAUGUGAUUUUGAAUGCCUAAUCCAUUGGUGUAAUCGAAACUUUCCUAUCAUACUCUUUUGAAGGUAUUGCACAAAAGACUAUUGUUGUUUCUUUAGCAUACUAUUUAUUUUUAAAUAAUAAUUAUAUUAAUUGUGAUAAUACUUAAAAUUUAUAUUUAUAAUUAUUAAACUAGUAGUCAUUAUUUCAGUAAUCAAAAAAAAUCAUAAAUAAUUUUAUAACUAUUUCAUUUCUUUUUAUUUAAUAGUUGAUUGUGGUGAUCAUGUUGUGGUUAUGAACAGUAAACAAAUUGCAUUUCCCGGUGAGGAAUGGCGUCGUCGUGUUUAUUUCCAUCAUACUGGAUAUUCACGUGGAGCAUCUUGGACUCCAGCUUGGAUAUUGCAUGACAGAGAUCCAACUAUGGUAUGAUAUUACAAUAAUACAAUUGUCUUAUAGUUUUAUUUUCAUUAUCUUUUGCCUAUUAUUGCAAAGGCUAUGGAUAUUGAACAAUUUCUUGGAGUCUCCCAAAUGUCCUCUGGGACAGGAUAUAAAAUAUUUACAGCUAUAAAUACUUUGAUACUUUGCAAAGGCGGAUAUUACUAGAAAAAAUCAAAGCUUUCCAACUAUUUUUUUAGAGUUUUAUAUUCUGUAUAAUAAUUAUAAAAGGUAUUUCAUCAUAUAUGCAAACGGACGUUUUAUACAGGGUGUAACUGGACUAUUUGAAAUGUUUACAUCAAAUAGUCUUAUUACACCCUGUAUAUUUAAUUACCGAUAACAAUCAAUCUCAAUAAGGAAACACAAUGUCUUGAUACUUAUUCCUUUUUCUUAAAAAAAUAGUAGACUUAAGAACAUUUUUGUGAAAUUCUCUUUUUUAAACAAUGUUUAAAUAUCAUUAAGGUUUUUGCAUUUUUACACUAAAUGCAAUAGUUUCUGAAUUAAAUAAAAUAUUAAAAAAACUACCUUAUUUUGCCAUAUGUCAACUCAAAUGCAGCAGCAAAAGGGUUUGAAUGAGACCUUUCAAAUUUUAUUCAAAUUACUUACUCAUGUAAUUUAACAAAUUAAGGAAGUGUUAAUUAUGUUAAUAAAAUAAGAACCACCCUAAUAUAUAGUUUGUUUUAUUCAAAUUGUAACAUAAAAUAUUUCAAUUUGAUGAAAUUAUUGAAAUAGGAGAUUUUAAGAUAUAUUUAAUGUUACCAAAAUUCACAUUUUAAAAUUUUAACCCGUGCAAAAAUAAAUAUGUAAUAAAUCAUACAUUUUCUUAAAUAGAAACACCUAUUUUUAACAUCAACUUCAAAACAUUUUUUUUGUUUAAGUAAUUAUGAUCAAUACAAUUUAUUUCUGUUCAAAAUGAGUAUUUUGGUACUUGAACAUUAACUCAAUCUAAUAAACUUUAAUUUUUCAUAAAAUAAAUACUAACACAUUCACUACUCAGUAAAUAUUUGAAACACUGAACAUAUUGAAUGUAUAUUAUAGUAUAUCACACAUGUACAUUAUUUAUAACAAAAUUAGGUACAUUAAUAUAUUAAUUAUCUACACAUAUUCAGAAAGUGAUAUCUAACAUAUUUACAUCUAUUUUACAUUAUGUACUCAUAAAGAAAAAUUAUUAUCCAUUUUGUAAAGACUACACAGUCAGUCAAUAGUACUAAGUCAGGAGUGAAGUUUAGUUUAGUUUACUAGUGUUUUCUUUAUUUGGAAAGAAUAUUGUUUAAUCAACUAAAAAUAAAUAAUAUUGUAUAAAUAUAAUUUAAUUGCUUCAGUAUGUACAUUUGUAUAUAAUUAUUGAAAUUUAUAAUAAUUUCAAAUACUAUUAAUACUACAUAUUUUUAUUCUUGUUUUUUAUAUGUUAUCUUAGAUAUUUAAAAAAGCUGUGUAUCAUCAUAUGAAAGGAAACUUAUUCAGAAGAGUAGUUAUGGAACGUUUACACAUUUUCUCAGACUCAAAUGUACCAGAAGAGAUUAUGGAGAAUAUUACCAACCAAAUUCGACCAUUACGGCCUAGACCUAAACCCUUGGAAUCAUAUAGUAAAAAAGAAAUUGAAGAGUUUCCUAAAAUUAUAGAUUACCCUAAUGAUUAUGUUUUAUCAAAAAACUGAAAAAUAUUCAUGAAUAUAUUUUGAAUUAGAUUGUUAUUAGUGAAUAAUAUAAAGAUUUGGUUUAUAAAUAAUGUUUUUUGUACUGAAAUGUAUUUUCCAUUAAAAAAGCUAAUAUUUUCGAACAGAUAACCAAAAAAUAAUCUGAGUACUUUCAACUGAAUAAUUCA
Cinara cedri is the source of this 3555-nucleotide messenger RNA. Lineage: Eukaryota; Metazoa; Arthropoda; Insecta; Hemiptera; Aphididae. The record is from the annotation of a GenBank genome assembly.